Penaeus monodon (black tiger shrimp) is the source of this 2193-nucleotide messenger RNA. RefSeq names its product trafficking protein particle complex subunit 2-like protein. Lineage: Eukaryota; Metazoa; Arthropoda; Malacostraca; Decapoda; Penaeidae. The transcript is spliced from 5 exons. Gene Ontology annotation, biological process: endoplasmic reticulum to Golgi vesicle-mediated transport. The record is from RefSeq and is a predicted model, not a curated record. Gene Ontology annotation, cellular component: nucleus; TRAPP complex; cytoplasm. Bases 41 to 457 code for a protein of 138 amino acids.
CGUCUUGGUCGAGUAAGCGAUCUGCAGGAAGUAAACAAACAUGGCUGUCUGUGUAUCUGUCAUCGGGAAGGAGAACAGUCCCCUGUACAUAUGGGUAGGCAACGGAAAGGAAGAACUGCACCUCCACUACUUAGCCCACACUGCACUAGACGUCAUACAAGAGAAAGUGUCUGCAGUUAACAAGACUCCAGGGGACACAAGGGAGUUGUACUUGGGUCUCCUCUAUGCAUCAGAAGAGUACAAAGUUUUUGGCUACACAACCAACACAAGGAUCAAGUUUGUCAUCAUCACUGAUGCAGCCAACACCACACUCAGAGAUAAUGAGAUUAGAAUGAUGUUCCGCCGACUACAUAACAUGUACACCAAUGUUGUCUGUAACCCCUUCUAUGUUCCUGGUGAGCAGAUCACAUCAAGAGAGUUUGAUAAAGGAGUGGGAGCCUUAGUAGCUGGGAAUUAAGUAAAUCUUUUUGGCAUAAGAAGAAUGAAUGAGUGGAAAAUGUUUUGGCCGAGCAGACAUAGAUACCGCAUUAUGUGUUCUGUUGAAAAGUGUCGCACUGUGUUAUUUUGUUGAAUGACUUAUUUCCUCUAGAGUAACACGCGUAAUGGAAAUGAUGAUUUAUAUCAGUUUGAUAUUCAUCUGAGUGUCCUUUUAAAAAGAAAAUGUUUAAGGUUAGAGUUAUUGCUCUUUAUUAAUUUUAUUCCAGUUGUUUACAUAAGGUAUAAGAAUAAGUAGGAGAUAAUGGAAGUUCUGUUUAUAUUUAUCAUAUUUCAUUUUUACAAAUUUGGAUGCUGUCAUGAAAGAAAGUAUUUUUCAUAUUUUAUUGAAAGAAAUUAUAAAUUUGUUGUUCAGUGUUAGUAUUAACACAUUUAUUAUAUCAGUUUUUUUUUUCCCACGUCAAUUGCCCCACUCCAAAAGAGAAUUUUAUAAUACAUAUAUCCCAUUACAGCAUCCAUAAGUCUGGUAUUAGUUAAGUAAUGAUGUAUACAAUUUUUGUGAAGAGUUUGAGAAGACAUCCAUAGGAACAUCAGAAUAUCAUUAACUUCUUUUCACUUGCAUAUACAAAUUAUAUACAGUGUUUCCAAGAGAAUCUUUUAAUCAACUGGCAAUGGAUAACAUCUGGCAAAUAGUCACCAGUGAAGGUUGACAUCAUAUCAUGUCAUGAGUCUGUGCCCCUCUCACCAGGAAGACAUCUCGCUUGCACUACAAGAUGGACAGUCACACAGGCAUGGAACUGUGCACACCAUUGAAUGCCCUUUCCAUCUACUAAAAAAUUUGCCUGUCAUUAUUGGUUUAAAGCUCAUUGGAGAGAACUGCAUAUAUGUAAGGUUAUUAGAAUUAAUUACAUAUAUGUGGGGAAGCAGUUGUUAGUUCAGUCGGAAACAUACAAUACACUUUUAAGUUACUGUAUAUUGUUGACCAUCCAGCUUGAAACGGUUGAUAUCCAGUGAUCAGUGUUUAUAAUGAGAAUGAGUUAUUUCUGAGAGGAAAAUGUAAGAUACUUAUCACUCCCUCUAAUGGUAAUUAAUUAUCUGUUACCUAUAUAAAUUCAUUUUUCAAGGUGAUCUUUUUGAAGCCAGAGGCUGUUGCAUUGUAUGUCUGAGAAUGAACAGGAAUAACAAUAAUUUGGGUGAAGAACAGGUCAUGAUUGAUGGGGUGCUAAAAGAUGUAUGAGGCAGAGAGAGCCAUAACUGGUAAAUUAGGCACCAAAAUUAUCAAGACCAAACACAAGUUGAAUCGUUGAAACUAUAUGCAACAAACAGUGUCCUGAGUUUCUUGAGAUAUGUUGUUUAAACCCAAGUAAAAUUAUAAAGUUAAAUAUAUACUGUUUCUGUGUUGGUGCUAGCUUUUACAUGUCAUGUUUUCUAAUGUGUGUUGCUGGGGCCAGACAGAGAUUACUGCUAAAGUUUAAGUCUUGCUGUGUAUCUUAAAGAAGCUUAGUAGUUGAAGUUACAGAAUGAUAAUUAUAUGAUGAAACUGUUUUGUAAUACAUUUUCUUAGUCAUCUUUAUGCUUUUGUUUUGAUAGGAGCAGUUGUGUUCAGUAGAAGAAAUCUCUGUACAUAAUUAAAUAUAUUUAUCUAAUUUAGAAUAAGUAAAGAAAUAUAUUUACCUUAUUUAGAAUGGUGAGUUGCAGGUGUAUACAUUUCUCAAUCCAUUUACAAGCCAAUAUGAAAAAUAAAAUGUUGAAACUUAC